Phalaenopsis equestris is the source of this 2489-nucleotide messenger RNA. RefSeq names its product pentatricopeptide repeat-containing protein At3g49710. Bases 155 to 2323 code for a protein of 722 amino acids. Gene Ontology annotation, biological process: RNA modification. The record is from RefSeq and is a predicted model, not a curated record. NCBI's taxonomy places the organism in Eukaryota, Viridiplantae, Streptophyta, Magnoliopsida, Asparagales, Orchidaceae. Gene Ontology annotation, molecular function: protein binding; zinc ion binding; RNA binding. The transcript has a single exon.
UAAAGAUGUGAGGGGAGAAGAAAAAGAGGAGAGAAAAAUUACAUCUUGGUUCAUCAUUUUGAGUGUUUGAAUACAAUUUGAUUCAUGAGUGUUCAUCAACAAAGACGGGAUUUUUUUGGAGGUAGCUUACAUGAACAAUACAGACAGACGGUAGAUGAGCCUGGCUUUUGCCCACUCCCGGAGCUCAACAAAUAGCUUUCUUCUCUUCCGCAAUCUGCUCAAAACUUGUAUCGCAAACCGAGACCUCGUCGUCGGCCGCAGCAUCCACGCCCUCUACCUCAAGUCUUUCAUUCCUCCUGACACCUACCUCUCCAACCACUUAGUCCUUCUCUACUCUCGAUGCCGCCAACUAAAUCUCGCCCGCCAACUGUUCGACGAAAUACCCCAACCGAAUGUCUUCUCAUACAACACCCUCCUCGCCGCUUACGUCCACGAGUCACAGACUCACCUCGCUACCGACCUCUUCUCCCGCAUUCCCAACCCAGAUCUCGUUUCCUUCAACACACUCCUCUCGGCUUACGCAGCCGUAGGUCGCGCCGCCGAUGCCAUAGCCCUCUUCUCCCAAAUGCGCCAUUUUGAUUCUAACAUGGACGGCUUCACACUCUCCGCUGUGUUGUCCUCUCUCCGCCUCAGUGGCGUCGAGCAGUUCCAUACCAUCGCCAUCACAACUGGUCUCUAUUCUUACGUCUCCGUCAACAACGCUCUCAUAUGUUGCUACAGCAGAGCCGGCUUGCUUAUAGAUGCUGAGCAGUUGUUCCAUGAAAUUCCUGUUAUGGAUCGUGAUGCAGUUUCAUGGAACUGCAUGAUUGUUUCUUAUGGGCAGCAUCGGGAGGGAUCGAAAGCAUUGAGCUUGUUUCAAGAGAUGAUCAGGCGAGGCUUUGUCGUCGACAUGUACACACUUGCAAGCGUUCUGACAGUUUUUACGACGUUGAAAGACCUUGCUGGCGGAAUGCAGUUUCAUUCUUUCUUAAUCAAGAGCGCUUUUGAGAAGAAUCCCCAUGCCGGCAGUGGCCUGGCUGAUCUCUAUUCCAAAUGCUGCAGAGUUUCGGACGCCAUGAAGGCGUUUGAGGAGGUUGAAGAGCCUGAUUUAGUUGUCUGGAACACGAUGAUCUCCGGUUUCUCGUUGGAUGAUGAGUACUUAGAGGAAGGGUUACAGUUCUUCCGACGCAUGCAACGCGCUGGAUUUCGUCCCGAUGAUUGCAGCUUCGUCUGCUGCAUUAGCGCUUGCUCAAACCUCUCGUCCCCGUCACAAGGCCAACAGCUGCACUCUCUCGCAAUGAAGUCCGACUUUCCCACAAAUUUAGUAUCCGUGAACAACGCGCUGAUAUCAAUGUACUCCAAGUGCGGGAACCUCAAGGAUGCCGACAAACUGUUUGUCAGAAUGCCCGAACGGAACUCUGUUUCAUAUAAUUCUAUUAUUGCAGCUUAUGCCCAACACGGCCUCGGUCUUCACGCUUUGAAAUUGUUCGGCGAGAUGCUCGUUUCAAAGAACGAGCCAACCAGCAUAACAUUCAUCUCAGUCCUCUCGGCUUGCGCGCACACUGGGAGAGUCGAUGAAGGCCAGCGUUACUUCGAUUCCAUGCAGAAAGAUCACAACUUUGAGCCAUCGGAAGAACAUUACUCCUGCAUGAUCAACCUUCUCUCCCGCGCAGGCAAGUUCGGUGAAGUGGAGCAGAUGAUCAAAACAAUGCCUUUUGAUCCAGGGGCGAUUGGCUGGGCGGCUGUGCUCGGCGCUUGCAGAACACAUGGCAACUUGGAGCUCGGAGCACGAGCAGCGGAGAAGCUUCUUGAGCUCGAUCCUUCGAACGCCUCCGCUUAUGUGAUGCUCGCCAACAUGCAUGCAAGCUUUGGGAACUGGGAGGAGAUGGCUAGUUCUCGGAAAUUGAUGAGGGAUCGAGGCGUGAGGAAGAAACCAGGUUGCAGUUGGAUUGAAAUGGGAAAGGUGAUUCAUUUAUUCGUAGCUGAUGAUGUUUCUCACCCUCAGAUUAAAGAUAUAUAUCGGUUCUUGGAGGAGAUUUCAGAGAAGAUGAAGCAGGCGGGGUAUGUACCUGAUGUGAAGUGGUCACUGGUGAGGGAUGAUGUUAGGGAAGGAGUGGCGAGGUUGGGUCACCACAGUGAGAAACUGGCUGUUGCGUUUGGGUUGAUCAGCACGGCGGAUGGUACGCCCAUACUCGUCAUGAAAAACCUUAGAAUCUGUGGAGAUUGUCACAACGCAAUCAAGUUUAUUUCCAAGAUUGCAGGGAGGGAGAUCACAGUCAGGGAUGCGCAUAGGUUUCAUUGCUUCUCCAGUGAUGGGAGCUGUUCCUGUGGAGAAUUUUGGUGACGCUUCUGUUAAAUCAUAGGAGUUCUCUGAAGAGAAAUUUUGUACAUUUUUUGACUUGAAAACUAAGGCUAAAUUUCUUUGUUUUGACUUGGUAAUGAUUCUUACAAGCAUUUUUUCAGCUAAUAAAUUGAUGUUGUUGGACGAACUUUUUAUAUCAAGCUAUCCA